Cokeromyces recurvatus is the source of this 1077-nucleotide messenger RNA. RefSeq lists its product as uncharacterized. NCBI's taxonomy places the organism in Eukaryota, Fungi, Mucoromycota, Mucoromycetes, Mucorales, Mucoraceae. The transcript has 2 exons. The coding region runs from base 1 to 1077 and encodes 358 amino acids. The record is from RefSeq and is a predicted model, not a curated record.
AUGGCUUUAGUCACCUCAUUUCCUUUGAAAGAAGAAGAAACAACAAAGACAUCUUCUGUAGAUUUUUAUCCUUUGGGUUUAACCUCUUCUUAUGUCGAAACAGCAGACUCUAUUCAUGAAUCUAACACGGAUGAUAGCAACAGUACUUUGCAUCUUAUAAGAAGACACGACAGCGACCACAACGACAACCAUCAUUCUAAAAAGGACAAGGAUAAUUCCAUUAUUGAGAAUAACACAAAUACUACCACUGCCGAUCACUCAGCUUCUCCUUUUAGUGACCUUCAUUCCAAACAUAAACAUAAACAUCAUUCCAAACAUGAAUCCUCUUCUCAUCAUCAUCAUGAAGCAACGAAAAAGCAUAAACACUCGAAAAAGUCAAAGGAAUCCGAAAAGCACUCCAAGAAGGACUCCAAAAAGAAGUCUAAAAAGUCAAAGAAAUCCAAAAAGUCAAAGAAAUCCAAGAGUACAAAGGAAGGUGGUCUCAAGAAAUGUUACAAGAGAGCUCUCUUAACACAAUACUGGAUACCCAAGGAAGGUGAUGAAGAUAUGUUGAACGAUGGCAAAAUUGUAAAGUUGACCGGUCCAAAGACAAAAGAAUUAAAGACUACUUCUGGUGAAGUCAUUGCCAAAGUAUCCAAGAUAACUUAUGAGAAAUUUCAAAUGGAAGGUACAGGCUUACUUGAAAAUGGUGUUAUGGUCAAUUUGAAUAAAGGACGUCAUACAUUUAUGGUGAUUGAUCGAAAGAAGGAUAGUUAUGGCUUAGGCAGUAAAGGUGAUCCUUUAAUUCCCUGGGUCAGUGUAGCUUCAAAUGAUAUCAAAUAUGGUACCAAACUCUACAUUAAGGAAUUAGAUGGUGUCACUUUACCGGAUGGCAAAGUUCAUAACGGCUGUGUACGUGUCGAUGAUAAAGGUUGGAGCUUUGGUGAUUGUCAACUUGAUUUCUUUGUGUUACAAUUUACUGCUUAUCAAUCAUUAGAUAAAUAUUUACCCAAGAGAGUCACUGUGACAACGCAAGAAUGUACCAUCUUGAACUAUGUGACAGAAAGUGUAAAAGAAUGGGCUGUUUUAAAUAAUUAG